UACACAAGUAGAUUAGACGCCUGAUGCUUGCCUGGUGCUGGAUUAUUAGAAGGAUCAUUUCUCCAAAGCGGGAGAAGUGAUUAGACAUCAGCAUGCUGUGCGUUUCUGCAUAGCGAGAGUUUAACAACCUCAGCUCUUUCAAUGAUUCAGUUCUUCAAGCGUUCAGUUGUGUCUUCACUGUGGUGCCUCAAGCUGAGCAGAUGGUUUUCUCCAAGGAAUCAACUACUUCAUGUGGUUUCACUCUCCAUCUCACUCUCGUCAUGAGCAAGAAUGAAUAUUAACAGAGAAGGACAGCGAAUCAAUUAGGUGGAUGUCAGGUUACCUGCAGAGUUUGGACAGGUGAAGGUGUGUGAAGCUUCAGAAAGAAGGAAGAACUUUGGAAAUUAGAUCUCUUACCAGCGUGCUUCUGGAGAAUCUGGAGAGAUGUCCAAACCUUCACGUCUGGUCAAACCUUCCAAGCAGUCCCGAAAGCAACCUCCAGGGAGUCGCUCGCACAUGCUGGUCGUCGGGGAGAGGUUGAUGAGGGCUGGCAGUGAGGGCAACCUGGUGAGAACCAGACCACCCCAGAAGCCUUCUGACACAAAUCUAAUGGGUUCCAAUCCAGAGCCAGCGAGAAGCAACCAGAGGCUGUGCUCCCAUGAGGAUGUGGAUAGCCACAGCAGAAAACAAAGCAGUGCAGACGAGAGCGAGCAGUCAGACCCCUGGUCCCCUCGCACGGUCCCCAGGAGACACACGGUAGGAGGACCUCGCACUGCUGGGGACGUGAUCAUCAUGCAGUCCUACAACAUGGACCACAAGAAAGAGGCCUUUCUUGAGCACCUGAAACAGAAGUAUCCCCACCAUGCUUCUGUAAUUAUGGGGCACCAGGAAAGACUCAGAGACCAGAUCAGGAGUUCUGGGCACAGUGUAACCCCUCAGUCUGCUCUAGGGGAGCCAGGGGAGCAUCUCUCUUUGGCCUCUCUUGAGUCUUUGGAGGCCAUGUCGGAGGGAGAAGCCCCCUCCGCCUUCACCCGAGGCAGCCGCUCCCGAGCGAGCCUCCCCGUGGUCAAGUCAAAUAACCAAACCAAGGACAGGUCAUUAGGUGUCCUCUACCUGCAGUAUGGAGAAGAGACUAAACAGAUUCGAAUGCCCAAUGAGGUGACGGGUGCAGACACCAUCAAGGCUCUGUUUGUCAGUGCCUUCCCUCAGCACCUCACUAUGAAGACACUGGAGUCCCCCAGCGUGGCUAUUUACAUCAAAGAUGACAUGAGGAAUAUGUACUACGAGUUGACUGAUGUCAGGAACAUUACGUCACAGUCUUGCCUGAAAGUGUAUCACAAAGACCCAGCCCAGGCUUUUAAUCACAAUGCAAGAGCCAAUAAUGGAGAAAUUAGGAUCACAAGAGAGCGGCUCUACAGCGGCAGACAGCAGCCUGGAGGCCAAAGCCCAGUGCACACUCUGCCUCACAGUCCCAUACAUUCAGUCCAGGGCUCUAUGUCUCCUCCUACACCUCGCUCCAUGCCCUCAUCUCCUUCCAGGAUCCCUUUCGGUCACUCUGUUGCCAUGCCCGGUGGCGCCACCUUACCCAGGGACCGCAUGUCCAACGCGCCCCCAAGUCGUUCCAUCACACCGUGCUCCAGUGCCAUCCUGGAGCGACGAGACGUGAAACCAGAUGAGGAUCUGAGCAGCAAGAGCACUCCUUUGUAUCCAGAAGCAUACGGUUCACCUGAGGCCAGGCUCAGCGUUGCCUCAUCGCAAGGCAGCCAUACUGGAGACGUCCCGGAUGGGGCAGCCUACAUCCAGCACCGCUCCACUAUCAAGUCUGUAGGUGCGUACACAGAUGGCCAGGAUCUGCAGCACUCUCUCUACAGACAGAAAUCUCGCAAGUACAGUGAGAGUCAGCUCGCCUCCAUGGGCUCCAAAACGCCGCCUGCCUCUCCUCACAGGGUCAAUGAGGUCAGAAUGAUCGACAUGCUCCCAGGCCAGAACUCCCACAUGGCCUCACAAGGUGUGGCAGCGGAAAGAGCGUCACCUGUGAGAAGAUCUUUCCGCAAGGACAGUAAUGGGGCCGUGGAGGUGGCGACCAGGGUGAGAGGCAAUGUGGCCUCCCCUGUUUUUGCCGACCUUCCACCCAGUCACGGAGAGAGGCCUUUUCAAGGACACGUGGCAGCUGGAGAUCCUCAGAGUGAAAGAAUAAAGGCAAUGGAGCAGCAGAUAGCCAGUCUUACUGGACUCGUUCAACACGCUCUCAUGAAAGGGCCAAAUACAAGUGCCAAAGAGACUUCCAGUGAAAAACCAGUAAAGAUGGCUUCUCCGUCACAGAAUGGUGGCGUCUGUACUAUAAUAUCAUCUGAAGACCCAGUUGUGCAGACAGACAUUAUUUCAGCACAGGUUCAGCUUCCUGUCAGAGACCCUGCUAUAUGCUCAGUCCUCUCUACCUUCAGGAGAAACGUCUCUGACCUCAGACUGCAGCUCCAUCAACUCAAACAGAUGCAGCUGGAAAACCAGGAUGCCAUGAGGCAGAUGCUGCUGCAGGUAGAGCAGGAGAUCUCAGACAGGCUUUCAGACUCUUUGCCGCACACCGAGGACCCUGUUCAUAGACAACGAGUCCAGGUGGAAGAAGAAAGACACAGAUAUCUGGGCAUGGAGGAGACGGUUCUUGUGCAGCUCGGAGAGCUGGAGAACUAUGUGGAGAUGCUCAAGAAAGAAUCCACCUGUGCCGUGAGCAACCGACCGGUCACUCUGAAGGAUGUGGAGGAAGGGGCGGUCAAUUUAAGAAAAGUAGGAGAAGCUUUGGCCACACUCAAAGGAGAGUUCCCAGCCCUGCAGAUGAAAAUGCGUGCUGUGUUGAGGGUGGAGGUCGAGGCGGUGCGCUUCCUUAAGGAGGAGCCGCACAAAAUGGACAGCAUGUUAAAAAGAGUCAAAGCCCUGACUGACGCUCUCAGUGGACUGAGAAGAUACACCACUGAAAGCCACAACCAUACUCCUGACACAGUCCAAGGCAAGGCGUCACCAGCUGAUUCAGUUUCCUAUGUGGAAGAGUACAGAUCUCCAAAACCGGUUUGUGAGUCCCCCACCCCACAGCCAAGAUCACCUGCCAAAGUCAGCUGUUCAGAGCCUGUGCCAUCUUCUCCAGUCAAUGUGCACCGCAUUCAGACGGCUCCCAUCAGCACACACCACCCCAGUCCCCCGCUCACACCCACCCAUGGCAGGGACUCCCCCACUGUGGCCAAGGUCAGUCCCAGGAGCAGAGAAAACAGCCCUGCCUUGCAAAAGAGAGCAGGUCCGCAGGGACAGGAAGCUGUGCCAGCAACCGAGGCCAUCAGCACGACUGGAUCCUCCUCAGCAGAGGAGAUCUCUGUCAACACGAGCAGGCCCGUGCCUGAAGAGAUUUCAAAACAGGCAGCAGUGGAAGACAAGACUCACUCUACUGGGCUAGGAGCAGAAAAGGAAAUGGAAAGGAUCCUUCAGCAGACCCAGGCCAGCCUUAUGAAGGCCAUACCUGACCUGGAAGUGAGCAAACAGGUGGACAGCACCCCCUCCCAACCUCCUAGCAUCUUGCCGGAUGAGGUGGACUCUCCACAUCCUGUGUCUCCACUCCCUGAAGCCUCACCACGGGAUGGACCGAAAGCAGAUAAACCAGUCCAGACCAGUUUGGAGAGGCCACAGAAGCCGACCAUAGAGAAGCCCCACAGGGCCAGUGUUGACAGAGUACAACCCAGCCCUGAAACGGCCAGCAAAUCACCUCCCCCUCCCCCUCCACGCAGAUUCUACGCCUCUGGAAGCGGACUCACCACUGGACGUUCAGGAGAGGUGAUCUACACCACCCGGAAAGAGUCCACGAGCGCACAGGAGGGUGAAGAGGAGGCCCCGAAGCCCAAACCCUUGCGUGUGCCCCCAGAGGUCAAGCCCAAGCCUCGCACCCCUCCUCCUGUCAACACCUCCACCUUACAAGAUGAAGAGGAUGAAGGAGAUAAGAUCAUGGCUGAGCUACAGGACAGAAAGCUCACCCGUACACAGCCUAAUGACCGUACCCUUACCCAUCCUCAGGUGUUUCAGAAGUGCACAAAAAAAGAUUUACAGCCCAGAUAUAUUGUUGAUCUCACAACCCGUGAGCCCUCAGACAGUGCGAUGGAGCCAGGGCUUUCCCUGUCUUACCACACAAAGCAGACCACCUCUCAUCUAUCUGAAGAAGGAACACUAUCUGAAAGUAAGGAAGAUAGUGCAACACCUGGUUCACCUGAGGUCAUGUAUUAUAUCACUGGAGCAACAAAAACAUCAAGGCAGAGCACCUCUAGGCCAGAGGACCUAAAGGAGCCCAAGGAAGCAACUUUUUCUCCUUCAAAGGUUGCACCUGAGAAUGCUUCUGACCUUUCCCAGCAGCAAAUUUUUUUUAAAUCAAAUGACUUAUCUGUAAUUUCACUUCAGCCAAGCCAAUCAGUCAAGGAGGCCCAAAGCAAGCUAAAUAAUAUACAUAAGGUGCCAUCUGGCCCAUUUAGCUCUUUAAAGAAUGGCACUGAAGCUGAAAAAGGGUCAUCACUCAUUAAUCCCAAAGAGUUCAAGACUGAAUCAGUGCUGAAGUCCCUAAAGCAGGUUGUUCCUACACCUUCUGAGAAAGUUUCACCUGUUGAGGAGAAGUUAGAGCCGCAGAUACUGCAUACAUCUCCUGAGCAAGCCGCACCUGUUAUGGAUAAGUCAAUAAAGCAUGGACAUCGCACAACCACUGUUCAAGUUACACUUGUUAGCAAGAUUCCACAAAGUGCUGAACUUCAAGUUCACUCACCAGUCUUUCAGCCAAACACUGAUGCCUUAUUUUCAACACAACCAAAUGACUAUAGGAGUGAGCAGGAUGUAACAAAGAGAUCAUCUGAAAAUCAGGCCAGAUACACUGAGGGGGCCAGUUUAAGUCCAGACCUCCCAGGAGAAGAAGGUCCUCCUCCACCAAAUAACAUUGCCUUUAGGAUCACUAAAACAAAGGUACAGGCUCUAUCAACUGGAGAGUACCAACAACUAGUAAACAGUAAAGGCACAGAUGUCCAAACUGUUAAAGUGGGCUCAGAACCAACUCUGUCUGCCCCUGAGGACUCUGGAAUUGACAAGAAGCCAGUUAUCAUAAUUUUUGACGAGCCUAUGGACAUCUGCCAGGCCUAUAAGCGACUGUCCACCAUUUUUGAGUGUGAAGAAGAGCUGGAGAGGGUGCUUUCAGAAGAAAGGAUAGAGGAAGAAAACGAGGAGGAAGUGGAAGCCAACUCAGUUCAGGUCGGUCAGAUAAUGCUUAGAAAUAAUCUAGAUCAGUGCAGAGGUGAGAAUAGGGUAAACAAUGAGAGAAGUAGUAGCGUUCCAGUGCCUCUACAACAGCAGAGUUCCUUUGAGAGUCCUGCUCCUACUGUUGAGGAAGGAGGCAAAACAGAAUCUCCUAAAGAUGCGAAAAAGAAAUUCAAGUUUAAGUUCCCCAAGAAACAGCUUGUAGCUAUUGGCCAGGCUCUUCGUACGGGAACAAAAACUGGCAAAAAGACACUGCAGGUAGUUGUCUACGAAGACGAAGAGGAACCAGAUGGAACCGUGACGGAGCUCAAAGAAGCUAAAAGGUUUGAGAUCAAGUCCCACACAGACUCUGAUUCUACCACCCCUAGGUCUUUAUCGCAAAACCAGACUACAACAUCCCAGAGCACUAAAGACAGAACUGAGGAACUCCGUAAGACUACUUAUCAAACAUUAGACAGCCUUGAGCAGACCAUUAAACAGUUAGAAAGCACCAUAAGUGAUAUUAGGCCUACAUUGGUUUCUGAAGUUUCCCGCAAAGAGGAAUCUAAAGCAAAGAGAAUGGCCAGUGAUGCAGAACCAGAGGAGGGCAGUCCCACAAAAAAGCCAGCACCUCUGCCCAAACCCCACAAGUCAUCUCUGCAAAAGAGAUCCAAAACACAGUCUCGGUCCUCUUCAAGCACGUCCUCCAGUUCCUCCAGCAGUAAACAGAACUCUGGUGACUCUCUAGCUUCGAGUCGGAUUUCCUCACCCAAGUCUCGCCAGCAGCCAGCAGGGAGUGUGGAAAAACCCGGAAAACCUCAAAAGCUCCAGGAUUCCCAGAGGCAAUUCCGUCAGGUAGUUUUACUGUAGGGCAGUGUAAGGCAUGAAGACAGAUGGGAAACUAGUUUUAUUGUGGACACACAGGGAUCUAGUAUGAUGAUCUCUCUAUCUCUCUCCACUACAAUUCAUCAUAACCAACUCCUUGUGCAUGUUUAUCAUUUACACAUAGACACUUUCAAGAUAUGCUUUAAUUUUUUUACCCACUCUUGCACUCCCUGGGAAUCAAACCUACGACCUGGCUGUUGUUAGUUGAACGCUCUAUCAAUUGAGCUAUACAGGAAAACUGCACCACUGUUGUUAACCAACAGUCAAUCGUAAGAGAACUACUGCAUUGAUUGGGGAGUGCUGGUUUAUAUUUCCCUUUCUUUGGAUUAUGAAGAUAUUUUGAAGAACCUGGUGCCCAAAUUUCUCCUUUUAUUCUUUCUUGCCUCUCUUUACUGCUUAAUGUGUGAAAUAGACUGUGAUAGAAAAGAAACAAAAUUAUGCAUUUUGUUACAAGAGUAAUAUUUUUGUUGGUGUUGUACUGUAGAAUAUUUUUAUGGACUAUAGAGCUCUAUAUUUUCACGUACGUGUUAUCAUCCUACUUGACUUUCCAUGUCUUCCGGCAUCUUUGUUCGCAGGCUAACAGGAGUGCUAUGAAAGCUGGUGGGAAUAGUAAACAUGCUUUCCUUGCUUUGCCUGCUUCUAAGAUCCCAGCUUUUUUACCUAGCUCAUGGCAGCGUAGCUCAACCCAUGCUGCUCGUUCUAGGCUUACUAACCAAACCUCUUCGUCUUCU
Molecule: messenger RNA, 6839 nt
Organism: Puntigrus tetrazona (Sumatra barb)
Lineage: Eukaryota; Metazoa; Chordata; Actinopteri; Cypriniformes; Cyprinidae
Product: sickle tail protein homolog
Exons: 20
Coding region: 424-6093 (1889 amino acids)
Cellular component (GO): cytoplasm
Source: RefSeq, a predicted model, not a curated record